GAGUGGCGUCGCGCCGAAAACUCCGAGGAAACGAUUAGACAGGAAGACAAACGGGGGACGAAGGAACAUUCAGAUUACCAGCAGUCGUCAUCGUCCUCGCGAAAAUCGGGGGUAACGGAGGCGGACAUGGCUUCCCAAGCCCCUGAUUCACGUUUCCUUCUUUCCGUCAAUGGAGAUUAGUCUCGCAGUCCCUCAUAAACGAAACAGCUGAGAGCAAUAUGAGGAGAGGUUCCCGCGGAUGAAAAUUGCCGCAAUUCACGCAAUCGGGAGGAGAUCGUUCUGAGGGAAAAAUGAUCGUCCGGACCUACGCCCGUCGGAAUCGAGGCCCCGGUGGAACGGGACUCACAGAAUCGGGCACCGAGGACGACGUCUUGUGGGAUUCUUUGUCCCAGGAAAGCUCCCAAGAAAUCUUCGGUCUCCCGUUCUCCUCCUCGCAAGAUUCCUCUUCUUGGUCAUUGGAUGAAUCCGCUCGUCUCUGCAUUCAGCCCUCCUCCAAGGAACCGGAGGAGGCGCGGGCUCUCAUUGGCAGGCCGGCAAAGAGACCUCGGGAAGAAGUGAACGCCAAGAACAGGUCAGGUCAGAUCCUUGGGAAGGUGCCCCGACGGGCGCUCUCAGCCCCCGCGACGUCGACGCUGAUGGAGGCACAAGAGUUCGGAGAGAUGAUGGAGCAUGUUGACGAGGCCAAUUUUGCGCUCGACGGGCUCAAGCCUGGUCGGCCUCUCAGGAUCCAGAGAGCUAGCCUCUUGUCGCUGCUCUCAGUUUGUUCCACUCCUCAGCAGCGUCGUCUCCUUCGCACCCAUGGGAUGGCAAAAGAAAUUUUUGAUGCUAUUUUGGGCCUGAGUACUGAUGAUUCGCCAAGUUCUCUUGCAGCUGCUGCUCUAUUUUAUGCGUUAGCAUGUGAUGGUCAAGAUGAGCAUCUAUUAGAAUCAUCUGCAUAUGUUCGUUUUCUUCUAAAGUUAUUGAAUCCAUGUGCAUCGGCUGAUAUUGAAAGAAAGCCCAUAAUUGGUUCUAAGUUGCUGGCUGUAAAUGGAGAUGUAGGCUUGUUAACAAAAAAAUCGAAAGGUGUUGAGUCCACCACGAUGGCAAUCAUGUUAAAGGUUCAAGAGUUAUUGCUGAGUUGCAAGGAGUUACAUAUGGGCAAUUGUGAUGAAGACGUAACUAAAAGACCUCAGUUGAAUUCAAAAUGGGUGGCUUUGUUGGCAUUGGAGAAAGCAUGUCUGUCAACCAUAUCUCUUGAAGAUACAUCUGGUUCAGUGAGAAGAGUUGGAGGAAAUUUUAAGGAAAAAUUGCGAGAACUUGGAGGAUUAGAUGUUGUAUUUGGUGUUGCUGUUGAUUGCUAUUCUGUACUGGAGGCAAUACUGAAGGAAAGCAUGUCUCCCUUGCAUGAAUUAAAAUCUGGUGAUUCUUUGCAAAGUCUAGCUCUGCUAGCAAAAUGUUUGAAGAUAAUGGAGAACUCUACGUUUUUGAGUAAAGAUAAUCAGAGCCAUCUGUUAGAGAUAAACUCAAAAUUUGGAUGUGAUGGAUCAACACUGUCCUUCAUAGGACUCGUCAUAAAUGUAAUCAGAGUUCUGUCAGGAAUUUGUCUAUCUGAUAAUUCUCCUCAAUCAUCUGCUGAACCAGCAUCCAGCCACGACUUGGAUGGGCUUGGUACUUGUCAUUCUCAAGGUUCUGAAGUGAAAUCACAGGGUCUUAAAGAAACAGGCUGUUGCAGCACCAAGGUCUCCAACAUCCCAUGUGAAGAAAACAAUUUAACGAGUAAUUGUUGGGAAACGUCUGAUUCAUAUUCAGAUUUAUCUGGUGCCAAAUUUGAUUCUGCUGCAUCAGAAGAUAAUGUUUCUGUUGUCAAGAAUAGCAAUGGUCGAUCACCAUUUCUGUGCCUUAAGAGAGAAAGCAUAUCAAGCUCAAAAUUGUCUUGCAAAAGUGCCAAUUGUUCCAAAAAGAAGUCCAGCGACUCGGAUAAGCUGCAUAAUCUGGCAAAUGAUAUGAAAGCUGAAACUGAUGACAAAAACCACGAUCCAUUUGCAUUUGAUGAAGAUGAUAUAGAGCCUACUAAAUGGGAGACAUUGUUGUCAACCCAUAAAAAACCAUCCCAAACAGCACACAGCAAAAUGUCAGAAUGCAAUAUGGAUAAUGGAGAAGAAACUGAGUUGAUGAGAGACAACCACGAAGCCUGUGAAGGUAACUCCAUCUCCUUGCCAAAUGCAGACUCAUCAGCUACGGAUGAAACCUCUGACCUUCUUGGAGAAUGCCUUCUCACUGCAGUCAAGGUUCUGAUGAACUUGACAAAUGACAAUCCAAUUGGCUGUCAGCAGACUGGUGAAUGUGGUGGACUUGAUACAAUGGCACAUUUAAUAGUUGGUCAUUUUCCAAGAUUUCAUUUACAGCCACCAGCUAGCCAAAACAACAAUUAUCAUCACCAGAACAUCAAGCAUCUUAGUGAUCAGGAGUUGGACUUUCUUGUUGCUAUCUUAGGCUUUCUUGUGAAUCUGGUAGAGAAGGAUAACACAAACAGGGCACGUCUUGCUGCAGCAAGUGUUUCUUUACCAAGCCUGAGGAAACCAGAUGGAAAGAAUAAUUGUGUCGCUGUAAUUCCAUUGCUCUGCUCUAUCUUUUUAGCCAAUCAAGGAUCUGGGGAGGCAAUCAAAGAUGCAGCAGCGGUACCCUUGAAUGAUGAAACUUCAGUAUUGCAAGGACAGCGUGAAGCAGAGAAGAUGAUUGUUGAGGCUUACAGUGCUCUUCUUCUUGCCUUCCUCUCAAUUGAAAGCUCGAGUGCCCGUGAAGCCAUUGCUUGUCACCUCCCAGAAAACAACCUGAGAAUUCUUGUACCAGUACUGGAGAGAUUUGUGGCAUUUCAUUUGUCAUUGAACAUGAUAUCGCCAGAAACUCAUUCAGCAGUUAGUGAAGUAAUUGAAUGCUGCAGGUGCCCAUAAUUCACUAAGGUUCCAUCAGUUACUGACCAUACACUUAUGUCAUCUAACUUUUUUCCGUUGGUGUAGAAAUGACAAUUGAAGUGUUGUAUUCAAUUUUUUUGUUGUAUAUUUUUUGAUUGGUCCUCUUUUGUCACUGUUUUUUUUUCUCAAUUAUCAGAAUACAAAUUGUUGAAACAAAAAUUAUGUAUAUAAUAGUGUCAAUUUCCCACGAUCCCAUUCC
Molecule: messenger RNA, 3150 nt
Organism: Nymphaea colorata (pocket water lily)
Lineage: Eukaryota; Viridiplantae; Streptophyta; Magnoliopsida; Nymphaeales; Nymphaeaceae
Product: wings apart-like protein 2
Exons: 13
Coding region: 291-2930 (879 amino acids)
Biological process (GO): regulation of chromosome condensation
Source: RefSeq, a predicted model, not a curated record